Catharus ustulatus (Swainson's thrush) is the source of this 1457-nucleotide messenger RNA. RefSeq names its product outer dense fiber protein 3-like. The record is from RefSeq and is a predicted model, not a curated record. Bases 693 to 1457 code for a protein of 254 amino acids. Gene Ontology annotation, cellular component: cytoskeleton. NCBI's taxonomy places the organism in Eukaryota, Metazoa, Chordata, Aves, Passeriformes, Turdidae. The transcript is spliced from 6 exons.
GUGUUGGUUAAGUUUCUUUCAUCCCCUUUGGUGAGAAAAAACGUGUGCUCAGGCACCCUUGGACUGAAAGGGCUGUGCUGCAUCUCUGUGCACAUGGGACACAAGCAGGACUAUGUGAGGACAAACUGGGGCUACCCCACACCACACUGAGCCAGUCCCAUGGUAGCCCCAUGCCCAGCCCCAGAGGAACCCUGCAGGCAAUACAGCAGCACUGCAGCACGAACAGCUUAAGGGUCUUGACAUCACAGUGGGCUUUGCUCAUCACUGGAUGAGAAUGACCCUUUGAGAUGUUACCAGGUGAUGAUGGAUCCACCUAGCAAUGGAUUAUGAUGUCACUGAGGAGACGGUGUCCCUCUCUGCACCUCACGCAGUCAGUGCCACAUUCGCUGGAGGCUACCAUCCUGCCAGGCUGCUGCUGUGCUUAGCCACUGCCGCGAGUCUGGCCAACCAGCACUGCCUGAGGGCACAGCAGGGAGUUUUUGCCGCAUCUUUGAUUCUAACUUGCUGCUUCCCCCCAGUUCCUCCUUCUCCUCCAUCUGUUACUUACUGUUCUUCACUUUCUGUCACUUUCUUUCGUGAUGCUAAUUUCCCUUCUUCCUGCUCUGGGCUACAGGAAAGCGCUGUACCAGGGCUGUGCCAGAGAAGCCCCUUGGUAGCGCUCCGGUUUUUCCUGUAUUUUCUCAGCUACCAGCAUGCAGGGACCCUGGGUAGGCACCUGGAGACCUCAUCCCCGAAGGGGCCCAAUCCUUGCAGAAUUCAACACCCCAGGUCCGAAGUAUGGGCUCCCAGGGACAACAGGUCACCCAGGUCAUGACCCCACCAGGCAAAGAGCUCCUGCAUACUCAUUUGGAACCACUACAUAUCCUAGUGCAGCGACCUGUUCGCCAGGUCCUCAAUAUUUCAUUGAUUCAUCUAUUACAAAGUCUGGGAAGCAUGUGCCUCCGACGGCACUGGUGACGGCUCGUCCGAAGACCAAGAUUGUGGUCACCCCAGGACCCAGUGACUACACCACGGAACCUGCUGAUAAACAUGUCUACCAUUCUGCAAGGGCAAAUAGCAUAUUCUCCCGACCAAAGGACAUAAAAUGUUCCCAAACGCCAGGUCCUGCUGCCUAUAGCCUGCCCAGGAUUCUGGGACCCCGCACACCGUCCACCCCUGCCGCACCAUGCUACUCUAUGAGAUGGAAGAGUCAAUACCAGAGCUGUUUUCAGGACAUGGCAAAGACUCCAGGUCCUGCGGCAUUUAACAAGGUGGACCUAGAUGUUUACAAGCCUAAAGCCCCCAAAUUCACCAUGAGAAUUAAAACCAAAGCUGUUGGCACGGGUACAGCUCCGGGUCCGGCAGAAUACAACCCAGGAAAGUUGUCAGCGACCAAGACCCGGGAUCCUGCUUUCAGUUUUGGUAUUCGACACUCUGCCUAUGAAGCUUCUGUAGUACCUAAGUCACAAAUUGAUUAA